AUGGGUCUACCAGAGAAGAUCGAAACGCGUCUCUUCAUUAAUGGAGAAUUUGUCGAAUCAUCAAACGGAAAAACUUUUGACAUUAUCAAUCCAGCCACCCUGAAGCCUGUAGCAAAAGUACACGAGGCAUCUGAGCAAGACACCGACAAUGCCGUAGCAGCAGCAAAGGCUGCCUUUCCUGCUUGGUCUGAAUUGACUCCGGAGAAGAGAGGCUCGUAUUUCAAGAAAUUAGCAAGUCUAAUUCGAGAGAACAACGAUGAAUUGGCUGCUUUAGAAGCAAGCUCGAUGGGCCGCCCGGUGGGUGAGUUUAUCGAUGCUUAUGCCUCUGCUGCAAAAUGGGACCGCUACGCAGAAGCGGGAUACAGUGUACAAGGCACUACGAGCAUUCAGACCCCGGGAUUCGUCAACAUGACAUUCCGCCAACCUUAUGGUGUUGUAGCUGGUAUCAUCCCGUGGAACGUGCCAUUAUUGUUUUUGGCAAACAAAUUAGCCCCAGCUCUUAUUGUCGGAAACACUGUUGUCCUAAAAAGUUCCGAAAAGGCUCCACUGACUUCUGCUAAAAUUGCUACUCUGGUACAACAAGCUGGCUUCCCUCCAGGUGUGAUAAACAUCAUUACUGGCUUCGGGAAUGUCAGCGGUUCGAUUCUGAGUCAUCAUAUGGAUGUGCGAGCUUUGUCAUUUACAGGAUCGAGCCGUACAGGACGUCUGAUUCAAGCUGCUGCCGCAAAGUCCAAUCUCAAGCAAGUAUUCCUUGAGCUCGGAGGCAAGUCACCUGCGGUCAUCUUUGAAGAUGCCGACCUAGAAAAAGCCGUGAAAGAAACAGCACAUAGCAUUCAGUGGAACAGCGGUCAGGUUUGCAUGGCCAAUUCGCGCAUAUACGUCCAGGAUACAGUUGCCGAUAAGUAUAUUGACCUCUUCAAGCAGAACUUCGAAAAGGAGAUCAAGAUGGGUGACACCCUGGAGAAAGGCGUCAACCACGGCCCGCAAGCUGACGAGGCGCAACAUAAGACCGUAUUGGCAUAUCUGGAAUCGGGAAAGCAAUCUGGCGGUGAACUCAUCACUGGUGGCGGCGCCCCAUCGGGUCGCGAGGGCUACUACAUCGAGCCUACUAUCUUCAAGAACACACCAGAAGACGCAAAGAUCAUGAAAGAAGAGGUCUUUGGUCCAGUCGUCAACAUCAACGUCUUCAAAUCCGAAGAUGAAGUACUUACCAAAGCUAACGCGACAGAGUAUGGGCUGUAUGCAUCGGUGUACACUAAAGACAUUGAUCGUGCAAUGCGCUUCGCUAAAGGCUUAGAAGCUGGUACCGUUGGCGUCAACUGUACUUCGCCAGUCACUGGCGUCGACAUGCCUUUCGGUGGAUACAAGUCAUCAGGAUCAGGACUCCCGGGACCAUGUCGUUACUGUGCGCGCACAGGCGCUGUGUGUACUAUUGCUACCCCAAGAAGGAAAAGACCUUAUUACCAUGUUACCGAAGAAGAAUACCAAUGCUCGAUGCGCAUUCUCGAACACUUCUUCCCUGGUCAUGAGCUUAACCUGCAGUCCCUCAGAACUAUUGCUAAAGCGAUCAAGGACGGUACCUUUAAUGCAGAGCCCGUCCAGCAUACCGAAGGCCUAUUUAGCAGUGAUCAGGCAUCACCCGAAGAUGCAGAAAGCGUUGACGAUGGCGAAGAACAAGACGUGAACGAAUUGCAUGAGCCAUUAGGCUGCAUGCUGAAAGAUUCAAGAGGGAAAUUCCGUUACGUUGGCGCUCAUAGUGAAAUUCCCUUCAACGCGGCUGUCGCUACCUUGGGUAUGCAAAGGAAAGAUCCUUCUAUUAUUCCCGGACCCAAAAUAGGGUCAUAUCCGCCGAACCUACCAGUUGCCUCGCCUUCUACAGACUCCGGCGCAGAGGAAAGCUACUACCUACCUGGUCGGGAGUUGUGUGAUAUCUAUAUUUCUCGAUUUUUAGAGGAUGUCCAUUGCACGUAUUGGCUGUAUCCGGUCGAAAGUCUGCUGCGACGGGUAGAUAGCACAUACUCAGAGUCAGCACCACACUCGUCCAGCUCCUGGAUGUGUUGUCUUUACACCAUGUUCGCCAUUGGUGCAGCCAACUACGUAGGCAGCAACGGCAACUCUCCUCCACCAGAUUGGCCAGCUGCGUUGGACCUGAAAACUUCAGAGGACUAUAUUACACUUGCAAAGCAACUUAUCCCCACAGUCUAUGACGAGGCAGAUAUUGAUAGCAUACGUGCGAUGGCCAUGAUGAGUAUCGCUAUGGAGAACCUUUGUUCCAGAGUCAGUUCCUACCUCUACAUGGGUGCUAGCGUUCAGAUGGCGUUCUCCUUGGGUUUACAUCGUGACCAGUUGGCUGAGUCUGGGAGCGCAAUGGAGCGAGAACAAAACCGCAGGAUUUGGUGGACAUUAUUUCAGCUUGAUCAGGAUAUCUCAUCGCGAGGUGGUAGUCCUACGGUCGUUGAUGAACGUUUCACAAAGGUCACCACGCCAAUGCCUUCUGAGCAGAUCUUGUAUCCCGGACUACAUACGCCACUAUCCUGGAUGGCAACGUCAGUAUCCCUCUGUCGAUUGAAGCGCGAGAUCAUACAAUCAGUGUACAUGGAACGCUCGGCAAACUCUAUCUCCUUCUCAACCGUGUCCAACUCCCUUUUACUGCUGCAAAAGUGGUAUCGCCAGAUGCCGCCGCAUCUCAAGCACGACGUACCUUCACCUCCAACGCACAGACGCGCGGUAGCAGUUUUACACCUAUAUUACUGGAGUACCACGAUAUUGCUUACACGGCCAUUUCUUCUAUACCUUGUUAUAAAGCACGGGACACUAGCUUCGAGCAAGAAAAUCUGGUUCGAGCGCAUGGGCAAGAUGUGCAUCGACGCAGCACAGAAGAGCACUGCGAUACUAGAGCAAAUGGCGAGUGAUGGUACGUUAUCGAGUCUGACGGCCUUUGAUAGCACGUGCAUCCUACGGCUCAUCAUGAUCUUUAUCCUCGCAUACGCGCAUACGAGAACCCCACGGUACAGUCUGCAUAUCGAGAAGCUUGUCGAGCUUUCACGUGGCAUGGAACAGAUUGGCUUCACCAAGAUGGUGACAGAGGAAACACCACUACGUCUUGCCGAGCUUGGUAUUACAGGACAAGCCCAACAGAACAAUAACAACGGCAACGGAGAUUCGGGGCCAGUACAUCUCGACGAUGAAAUGAUUGCACAAUUAUGGGGUAACUGGGAUCCUAAUUUUAUGACGCCGCUACAAACACAGCAAAGUCUCGACCUCAGAUUUGAUGACUCCGGCGCUUACGAUAUCAACUCUGAAUUAUUGGCUUUCACAAAUCUGGACGACUCGAUCGUCAUUGACCCAUCGCAUGCAUACUCACAUUAUGGCAUGCGUUGA
Molecule: messenger RNA, 3381 nt
Organism: Alternaria burnsii
Lineage: Eukaryota; Fungi; Ascomycota; Dothideomycetes; Pleosporales; Pleosporaceae
Product: aldehyde dehydrogenase-like protein
Exons: 11
Coding region: 1-3381 (1126 amino acids)
Biological process (GO): DNA-templated transcription
Molecular function (GO): DNA binding; zinc ion binding; aldehyde dehydrogenase (NAD+) activity
Source: RefSeq, a predicted model, not a curated record